AUGGAGAAGGACAAGAGCUUGCACGUGAUCAAGUUGUCUGACUCUGAUUACAUGAGAUCCUUAGAGAACUGCAUUACAUUUGGAAGUCCAUUGCUCCUGGAAAAUGUUUAUGAAGAACUGGAUGCCUCCUUAGAGCCACUUUUACUGAAGCAGACUUUCAAACAAGGUGGUGUUGAAAUGAUCAUGAUGGGAGACCAAGCCCUGGAGUACAGCCGUGAGUUCAGAUUCUACAUCACCACCAAACUGAGGAACCCCCACUACCUGCCAGAGAUAUCCACCAAGGUGUCCCUGCUGAACUUCAUGAUCACCCCAGAGGGCCUAGAGGACCAGCUGCUGGGCAUUGUCGUGGCCAAAGAGAAGUGA
This is a messenger RNA of Candidula unifasciata, 363 nucleotides long. The record is from the annotation of a GenBank genome assembly. NCBI's taxonomy places the organism in Eukaryota, Metazoa, Mollusca, Gastropoda, Stylommatophora, Geomitridae.